Messenger RNA from Bursaphelenchus okinawaensis, 1251 nucleotides. Lineage: Eukaryota; Metazoa; Nematoda; Chromadorea; Rhabditida; Aphelenchoididae. The record is from the annotation of a GenBank genome assembly.
AUGUCUGAGCAACCAGCCCCUGAAGUCGUUCCUGAAGCCGUUCCAGUCGAAGCCGCGCCCGCUGAAGCUGCCCCAGCCGAAGCUGCUCCAGCCAAAGAUGCCCCAGCCGAAGCUGUUCCAGCCGAAGCCGCUCCAGUAGAUGCCUCACCUUCAGGGGCCGCUCCAGCCGAUGCUGCCCCAGCAGAAGCCGCACCAGCUGAAUCUACCCCUUCAGAAACUGCACCAGCCGAAUCUGCCCCAGCCGAAGCUGCUCCAGCCGAAGCUGCUCCAGCCGAAGCUGCCCCAGCCGAAGCGGCCCCAGCCGAAGCUGCUCCAGCCGAAGCUGCCCCAGCUGAAGCCGCCCCAGCCGAAGCCGCCCCAGCCGAAGCUGCUCCAGCCGAAGCUGCUCCAGCCGAAGCUGCUCCAGCCGAAGUUGCGCCAGCCGAAGCCGCUCCAUCAGAAGGUAAAAAUAAAAUCGCUUUUUUUCUUAUACUUAAUUUUUAGAAAAUUAUUGAAUGCUAGUUCAUGUUAAUCAACUAAAAAGUAAUACUUUUUCAUCAAUUGUUUUUUCAUUCCUUUAUGUUGACUUUUUAGCUCCAGUAGAAGCCACUUCAGCUGAAGCCGCCCCAGCCGAAGCUGCCCCAUCAGAAGCUGCUCCAGUUGAAGCCGCUCCAACCGAAGAAGCCCCAAUUGAAGGUAAUUAAAGGAAUUCGUUAGUAUUAGUAACUUUAAAAAAAAGUUAUGAUCCGUUUUCUUAUAUAUUUUUUUUUAGUUCCAGUAGAAGCCGCUCCAGUAGAAUCAGCUCCCGCUGAAGCCGCUCCAGUAGAAUCAGCUCCCGCUGAAGCUGCCCCAGCUGAAGCUGCCCCAGCCGAAGCUGCCCCGUCAGAAGCCGCCUCUGCUGAAGCUGCCCCAUCAGAAGCCGCGCCCGCUGAGGCCGCACCAGCCGAAGUCGCACCAGCCGAAGGUGCACCUGCUGAAGUUGCCCAAGCCGAAACCGCCCCAGCCGAAGCAGUUCCAGCUGAAGCCGCCCCAGCCCAAGAAGUUCCAGUUGAAGUCGCCCCAGUUGAAGAAGUCCCAGUUGAAGCUGCCACCGCAGAAGUCGCCGCUGUAUCAUUAGACGGUAAGAAUCAGCGUCUCAAACUUAACGCCAAUUUAGAAUCAAAACCGGAAGAACCUCAGCCAACUGAAGCCCCAGCUGCGGACGCCGCUCCAGCUGAACCAGCCCCAGAAUCGGCCCCAGUCGACUCUCAACCCGAAGCAAUCACAGCUUAA